AUGAAGGCUGUGUCGAUAAGGCAGCUGAGUGCCAUAAUCAUCCUAGAUAAUAAUGGGAAGCGAAUCGCAGUGAAGUAUUACAAUGACCAGUUCGCACCAAAGGGGGAAAACAAAUUAUUGUACAAGAGCUCAAGCAAGGAUAUGAUGAGUACCCCAUUUGAAGAAACGUAUAAUAAUUUACGAACAGUGGAGGACCAGAAAUUAUUUGAAAAUGAUAUAACAGAGAAAGCUAGGAAGCUGGGUGGGAACUCCAACGAAACGGAAGUGUUAGUCUUGAAUAAAUACACCAUCCUCUACCUGUUAAUAAAUGAUGUGAGCAUAUAUAUCGUAGGAGACGAAAGUGAUAAUGAAAUUAUUUUGCAUGAAGUUAUGCAAACGGUUCAGCAGUGCCUAGAUAAUGUUACAAAUAAUCAGAUCGGGAAGAAACAACUGUUGGACAAACUGGAUUCAAUAUAUUUAAUCCUCGACGAAAUUGCUGAUAGCGGAAUUAUUUUGGAGACCAAUCCUAACGUAAUUAUAAAUCGGUUGUACAUGCACGAGAGCGACUUGCAGGAACACACACCCCUCAACCAGGCCAUCUCCUCGGCUAAAGAGAACAUAAUUCGCAGUCUGCUCAGCGGCACGUAG
Plasmodium fragile is the source of this 627-nucleotide messenger RNA. RefSeq lists its product as uncharacterized. The coding region runs from base 1 to 627 and encodes 208 amino acids. The transcript has a single exon. Gene Ontology annotation, cellular component: COPI vesicle coat. NCBI's taxonomy places the organism in Eukaryota, Apicomplexa, Aconoidasida, Haemosporida, Plasmodiidae. The record is from RefSeq and is a predicted model, not a curated record. Gene Ontology annotation, biological process: intracellular protein transport; intra-Golgi vesicle-mediated transport; retrograde vesicle-mediated transport, Golgi to endoplasmic reticulum.